ACGGGUGCUGUGAUGGCGGCUCUCGGGGAAGCUGCUUCGGUGCUCUCUGAGGGGAAAGAUGGCGUCGCUCAGGGCCCGGCGGCGCCCCCCGAGGCGGCUUUGCCUCUGCAGCCUUUCCAGAGCCGCCCCGCGCCGGCGGGCGAGGCGCAGCAGAUCCAGCGGUUGGUAGCGGUGGCCGGGAAAGGGCAACCCGACGAGGCGUCUCUUGCAAGGAAGGCAGUCUCGGAUUUGGUCUUGUCCGCCGGCCUGCCGGCUCCCGCCUCAUCCUCUCCUGGGAAUUUGGGUCCUUCGCCGCCGCCAGCCCAGGAAAGCGGCCUUUUGACGCCUCCUCUUUCCUCCUCAGCGCAGAGCUUCAACGCGGCCACGGAGCCCCUGCCGGCGUCCAGCGCCCUGCACAACGCGGCACAACAGUUGCAGGAUGUGGCCCGGCGGGUCGCCCUCCAACAGGGCAAAUCGGAAGCGGCGGCGGCGGCUCUUCCUCCCGCCAGGCUUCUUCCAGCCCAGCAAUUUGAAACCAUCUGUGUCCAAGUACAGUCUGAUCAGACCAAAGAAAACGAAAGGCCAGAACUAUCUUUUGCUGCAGUUCAGUCACAAGAUGUAGCCGUGGCUCAGCCAGUUGAGAAGAAUGCAAAGGUGUUAGGACUCAAUGUCAUUAAUCCUCAGAUCAUUAGGAUACUGCCUCUUACGGAAACUGGAUCAGAUCAGUUUUUCCUACACAACUCUUCUGGGCCCACAAUUCAGCUGCUCCUGCAGAGACCUCUACAUCCUCGUGGACAAGUAUCAGCAGAUAAGAUAACAACACACUGCAUGUUAAAUGAGCAGAGAAGCAAGACUACACACACUCCAAACAUUACUGUGAUUUCAACUAAUCUGGCAAACUCUGCUGGAAACUUAGAGAAGAAGCAAAAGCUUAAAAAAAACCUGAAGGUGAAAACCCGAUCUGGGCGGAUUUCACGUCCUCCCAAAUAUAAAGCUAAGGACUACAAAUUCAUCAAAACUGAAGAUUUGGCAGACUGUCACCAGUCCGAUUCUGACGACUAUUCUGAGCUCAGUGUAGAAGAUGAUGAAGAGGGCAAGGAGAAGGAAACACCCUCAUUGUUUGGUGCCUUGAAUUGUGACUUGCGGCCAAAAUUGUUCAAGUGUCAGACUUGCGAAAAAUCCUACAUAGGAAAAGGAGGAUUAGCGCGGCAUUAUAAAUUGAAUCCUGACCAUGGACCUCAAGAAUGUUCACCGUCUUCCUCUUUGAAUAGCCUUUGUAUGAUGACAUUGCUGGAAGAUGCUGGGAAAGCAAAUGGUCAGAAGAGUUAUCAGACUGUUGUACCACCACAGGUUACUGACACUUUAACAAAUAAAAAGGGAGAUGCUACAGAAAAUCAGCAACAGUCUGGUACAGGUGAAGGAAAGAGAAUAUUUGCAGUACAACAAAAGGAUACCCGUUUGCUACACUCAGGUCUAGGAAGACCUCGACCACCAAGGCAGCGCGGCCGCCCCAGGAAUGCUGAAAGAUCAAGAUAUUCCAGCAGAUUUAGCAAGCCUGGACAGUUCCCUUCCAAGUUUAACAAUAAGUCAGCAGAAUAUCACAGUGUAUUCAGAAGGAAAGCUAGGCUAGAAGAGCUGAUUCAGCAAUGCACCAAUGAAGAUUUCAUGGAGUUGGUGGUCCCGCAUUUUACAGCAUUUGUUACUGUGUUUGAAUUCCUACUUAUGAAGGUAAAAAAGGAUGAGCCAGCAAAAACACUCUUUCCUGGUAUAUACAGAGAAUUUGAAGAACUGCAUGCUAUGGUAAUGAAAAUGUGCCAAGAGUAUUUCAGUAAUCCUGAAAUAAAAGAGCCUGUGGAAAUAAAAAAUCCCAAGGUUGCUGAAUCAUUAGGAAUAAAUUGCAAUUUAUUUGGAGUGCAGAGUAUUCAAGCAGGCUCUUCCUCUAAGCAGGUUAAAACUUUUGGCAAGCAGAUAUUUCCAGAGGCUUCAGGACAGAAACGAGCAGCUGAGAGUUCUAAUGAAUUGUUGCCACUUGCAAAAAGGAGUAGAGAGGAAAGCCUGCUGGAGAAUAUGAAUGAUUAUGCAAAUCACCAUGGAAUGGAAGAAACCAGCGCUACAAAUGAAGAUUUUCCUCCAGAAGAUAACUGUGGAAAUAGACUGGUAGAGGAACAAUGUGAAUCACUUGAAUUAGAAGUUGGAAUGGAUUGUGCAAAUCCUAAUCUGUCCUGUCAGCCCAUGAAAGCAGUGCUUGAGAACUUGCAACUUUCAAGAAAAUUGGGCCUGGAUUGUUGUCCAAGCUGCCUGUUUGAGCCGUCUGUCAAUGCAGAAAAUCUGCCAGAGAAACUCAUGAAAGCAAACUCACCUUGGAACACAGCAAGCAGACCAAAGGAGUCUGGAUUUUGUAGUACUCUAGCAUUUGAGGAAUCUAGUGAAAACCCUGGCCUAUCAGAACGUGAAGAAAACAGUCAUAAGGAAAAAUAUCAAGAACUUCAGCAGAAAGAAAGGAAAGACUCCUCCAUUACCAAAAAGGCAGAAUAAUCUGAGAACACUGAUAAGGUUAAUGAACUUCAGAAAUACCAUCCAGGUAAUGCCAUGGCAGUAGCUCAGCCAUUUUGAGACGCUAGCAGAGAGUACAGCUCCUGUAUAAGAAGCUUGAUAACUCAACAGUGUAACUGACUUAAUUUAUGGGAUGUAACAAUGUGCUGGUUGGAGAAAGCUGGCAAAUGCGUAAGAGAGGAAACAAUAACAUUUCUUAUGGAUGAUGGCCACAUAUUUUUCUACUAAACAAAUCACUGAAGCUUCUGAUGGGCUGGUUCUGCUUCACCUUGGUAGUACUGUUGUUUCAAACUGACUGUUGCUGUUACCAGUGUGCUCCUUCGCACAACUAAAACGUGUUUGAAAAAUUUUGGGGUGGGGGUGU
This is a messenger RNA of Eublepharis macularius, 2896 nucleotides long. RefSeq names its product zinc finger protein 839 (gene ZNF839). Lineage: Eukaryota; Metazoa; Chordata; Lepidosauria; Squamata; Eublepharidae. Bases 13 to 2514 code for a protein of 833 amino acids. The transcript has 8 exons. The record is from RefSeq and is a predicted model, not a curated record.